CACAGAAAAAUAAGCCAAUAACUUUACCAUUUCUCUCAUAAUUUGUACCUUCCUCAACUCUCUAACCCUGCCAAAGGCUCCAAAAACACAAACACACAUAAAAAGCCCCCCCAAAAACAAUCCAAAAAAAAAAAUGUUGAGCAAGAGAAAUGUAUUGCUUCUGAAGAUCGUCCUAUUCCUCUUCGCCUUAAACUUCCUCAUGCUCUUCCUCUACUUCACUUCCCACUCCAAACAAUCCUCUCUUCCCUCUUCCCAAACUCUCCCCAAUUCCCACUCUAACCACCUUUUCAACGGUCACAACGACCGUUUUCUCAAACCCUGGCCAAUCCUCCCUUCUUACCUCCCCUGGUCCCGCGGUUCCCCUCCGCCGUCGCGCUCCUGCGAGGCCUAUUUCGGCAACGGCUUUUCCGACCGCCAGGAUCUCCUCACCGCCGCGAACCACGGCGCCGAUGGGUGGUUCAGGUGCUUCCACAGCGACACGCUUCGGAGCUCCGUCUGCGAGGGCGGGCGGAUCCGGAUGGAUCCGGGUCGGGUCAGGAUGUCGAAGGGGGGCGAGAGGUUGGAGGACGUGAUUGGGAGGAAGGAGGAGGAGGAAUUGCCGAAGUUCGAAGACGGCGCGUUUGAGGUCGACGGUGGGCCCGGGUUGCGUGGCGUGCCGCGUAGGCUCGCCGGCGAUGAGUUCCUCGAUCGGUACGUGCCUCGUAAUGGGAUUGAAAUGCACACCAUGAGAGGUCUACUCGAGUCCGCCCAGGUCGUCGGGUCGACCCAUUUCGACUGCCCAAAGUGGGUUGAGGAGCCGACGCUGCUGGUGACACGCUUUGAGUAUGCAAACCUUUUCCACACUAUUACUGAUUGGUACAGUGCAUAUGUAUCUUCAAGAGUUACUGGAUUGCCUAAUCGACCUAAUGUGGUUUUUGUGGAUGGCCAUUGUAUGUCACCCAUGGAAGAAACAUGGAAGGCAUUGUUUUCUGGCAUUCGAUAUGCUAAAAACUUCAGUGGUCCAGUUUGUUUUCGUCAUGCUAUUCUCUCACCUUUGGGUUAUGAGACUGCACUAUUUAAGGGACUUUCUGAAGAAAUAAAUUGUAAUGGAGCAUCUGCACAGGAUCUGUGGCAAAACCCUGAUGACCAGAAAACUGCUCGAUUAUCUGAAUUUGGGGAAAUGAUUAGAGCUUCUUUUGGGUUUCAUUUAAAUAGACACCGUGUUGAAAAGCCAGUUUCAGGCUAUAAUGUCCUCUUUGUUCGGCGUGAAGAUUAUUUAGCUCAUCCUCGUCAUGGUGGUAAAGUUGAAUCGAGGCUUAGCAAUGAACAGGAAGUUUUUGAUUCAUUAAAUAACUGGGCAUCUAAUCAUCAUGCAUGCAAGGUAAACCUUGUCAAUGGAUUGUUUGCACACAUGUCCAUGAAGGAGCAAGUACGAGCUAUUCAAGAUGCUUCAGUUAUUAUUGGCGCUCAUGGUGCAGGUCUAACUCACAUAGUAUCUGCAUUGCCAAAAACUGUCAUCCUGGAGAUUAUUAGUAGUUACUACAGACGGCCGCAUUUUGCCUUGAUAGCCCGGUGGAAAGGGUUGGAAUAUCAUGCAAUUAAUCUUGCUGGAUCACAUGCCAAUCCAAAAACUGUUAUUGACAAUCUUAGCAACAUAAUGAGGAGCCUGGGAUGCUGAAAAGUUUGGUUUUGGCUGAAUUUGAUUCAUCUUGUUGCCUGGAAGUAGAAGUGGUAAGGAAUAUUGUCUGCAUCCAGUGUCAGUUCAUAUACCGUCAUUCAUCUUUUCCACAGAAUGAGCAUGACUUGCUUCUGCCACUGUUAGAAGAUUACAGUAGGAAUCUUAUAGUGAUGAGAUAGAUACUGGAAGUUACCUUCGAAUGUUAGAUGUGGUUUGUAG
Quercus lobata is the source of this 1876-nucleotide messenger RNA. RefSeq names its product beta-1,2-xylosyltransferase-like. The transcript has 3 exons. Lineage: Eukaryota; Viridiplantae; Streptophyta; Magnoliopsida; Fagales; Fagaceae. The record is from RefSeq and is a predicted model, not a curated record. Gene Ontology annotation, molecular function: glycosyltransferase activity. Bases 134 to 1657 code for a protein of 507 amino acids.